AUGGCUUCGUCAUCAACAUCAGAUUCUACUACAGUUCCUGAGACUACAAAUUUGCAGAGAAAAUCAAAUGAUGUUGGCUGGGAGUUUGGAAUGUUGGUAAAUCCCAAAAAUUUGGACAAAAUGAAAUGCAAAUUAUGUGGAAAGGAGUUUUCUGGAGGAAUACAUAGACUGAAGCAACAUGUUGCUAGAAUACAAGGGAAUGUUGCACCUUGCCCAAAAUCUAAAAAAGAAGACCAGGAAAAGUGCAAGUUAGCAAUUCUAGAAGCAAAAAAUAAGAAGAAAAGAGUUCGAAUGGCAGAUCUGGAAACUAGAAAGACGGUAAAUAUUGAUGAAAACCAAGAGGGGGAUGAAGAAGUUAUUGAGGUAGAAGGGAUGGGAGCAAACAAAAGUGCUCGCAUGCUUGGUCCUAUAGAUAGAUUUACUUCAAGCAUCAAUCCUGAAACUCCUAAAGGUCCAAUAUUGACACAACAACAACAGCAUAUCAAGAAUGUUAUUGCAAAGGAUAGAUUACAUGUGGUGCAUCAAUAUGUUGCUAGAUGGGUGUAUUCUCAUGGCAUUCCUUUUAAUGCUAUUGCAAAUGAUGAUUUUAAGAGAAUGCUUGAGGCUGCUGGACAAUUUGGACCAGGUGUUACUCCACCUAGUCAAUAUCAGUUGAGGGAGCCUUUGUUAAAGGAAGAGGUUGAUCGAGUGAAAGGUUUGAUGAAAGAACAAGAAGAUGAGUGGAAAGUGAACGGCUGUUCCAUUAUGACAGAUUCUUGGUCAGACAGAAAAAGAAGAUCAAUCAUGAAUUUGUGUAUCAACUGCAAAGAAGGUGCCAUGUUUCUCUCCUCUAAAGAUUGCUCUGAUGAUUCCCAUACAGGUGAAUAUAUAUUUGCGUAUGUCAAUGAGUGCAUCGAAAAAUUAGGUGGAGAUCAUGUAGUUCAAGUAGUAACAGACAAUGCCACUAACAACAUGGCUGCUGCAAAGUUGUUAAAAGAGGUGAGACCCACCAUAUUUUGGACCUCUUGUGCAACGCAUACAAUUAAUCUCAUGGUGGAAGGCAUUUCUAAACUUCCUGUGUUUGAAGAAACAAUUAAAAUGGCGAAGGCAUUUACCAUUUUUAUAUACGCUCAUCACCAGACCUUGUCCAUGAUGAGAAAAUUUACUAAGAGAAAAGACAUUGUUAGGCCUGGAGUAACUAGAUUUGCAUCUGCAUUUCUUACUUUGCAAAGUUUGGUAGAGAAGGAAGAAAGUUUAAAGAUGAUGUUUGAAGGAAACAAAGAAACAAUCCAACAAUACCAGAGUUUCAGAAUUGAACUAGACGUGAUCCUAGGUCCUAGAUAUUGA
Molecule: messenger RNA, 1326 nt
Organism: Camelina sativa (false flax)
Lineage: Eukaryota; Viridiplantae; Streptophyta; Magnoliopsida; Brassicales; Brassicaceae
Product: hAT transposon superfamily protein
Molecular function (GO): DNA binding
Source: RefSeq, a predicted model, not a curated record